UGUGGUUACGCAGGUGUGAUGAGAGCCUGAAGGCAGCUUCUCUAGCAAGGCACAACACCACAGCUGGAUGCCCUGCACUCCAUCUGACUAACCCUCCCGCUCCACUUGCUCUUCUCACCUCUCAUCCUUUCUCAUCGCCGUUUCUCCAGACACUUCGCCGCUUCUGUCUCCAUCACAAGUCAAAAUAGAUUGCGACAGCACCAGGACCAACUUGACUCUGAGACGCGUCUUGAAUGAGACCCUGGCGUGCAGCCAGAAUAGACAGAGAAGGCAUGAAAAGAUGAAAGAUAAAAGCACAGAGGAGCUCAAAUAUAAAGACUGUCAGAGAGAUUGGCGCCUUAACAAGAGCUGACUGGAGAAAGAGGGGAUUAAAGAAAUGACAAAAAAGAAGCCAGCAUGGGGUUUUGAACAAGUGAUAUCUAAAAGAUACAGAGAUGAAGGAGGGGAAAGAGAGCGCGCACUGAAAUAAAUAGAGAUAAACGCCAGUUAGAGAAGUUAAGAUGGAAAGAAACACACAAGUGCAAACUCUCAGCCUGUGCAAGCGUCUGUCCACGCAUACAUACACACAAACACACACUCACGAUCCGCCCACAGUCACCAGAGACCUGAUUAAGAGAGCAGAGCUAUCGAUCUGUGGGCUGGCAGGCUACGAUGGAUGAGCAGACAGGGCUGCAGGAGCACCAGAGGACAGCUUCAGUGGUCCCACAUCCCCACACCGCCCCACCCAACCACCCACGCCACAGCUGAGAGCUGGUCAGGGCCAUGGGCAGGAAAGGCCGGGGCUGCCACACUGGGGCUCAGCAGCAGCAGAGGAAGACUCACCCCGCUGUGAACAUGAAAGCCGCGCGUCAUGAAUGAUUCUGGGCCGGAGAGGGAAGUUCGCCCCACGUCUCUUUGAACACUGACUGAAUAUUAAACAGGCCCGCCCCCUCUUGCCCAGACUAGAUGCUCAUUGGCCCCCAGGUCAUUUGAGUUUGACAUGCCUGAUUUAGAUCAACAUUCCCAAAGUGUGGGCCCCCUAGUGGACCGUGACAGUACUACAAGUGGGCCGUGAAAGCAUGUGUGUGGAUGUUGUUGUACAGAUAUUUUGCCUCGCGACAUCGUUUACGCUCCUGCUUCUCCAGCUCUGACCCGGUCGCGUUGAUAGUCACGGUCUACAACAACCACAUCGAGAUGCACCCGAGCGACCCGCGGCGUGGAGACACGAUUGGCACCAGUGACCCCCGCGACCCUCAUGUGGAGGUUAAAGCAGUAGAAGAUGAGUGGGUGUGGAGCUCUGUUGAACCUCCUCACAACGAGGAGGAGCUGCAUCCUCAGGUCCUCUACCCCUGGAGAAACCAAGGCAUGGGAGUGGUCAGAGUGAAGAGGGAUUGGAUCAUCCCUCAAAUCAGAGUGCUGGAGAACAGCAAGCAGGUUCCUGAAAACCUUGUCCAGAUCAAAUCGGACAAAAUCUUCACAGGUGAGGUGAUCUACAAGCUGGAGGGGCCGGGCGUUGACCAGGAGCCCAAGAAUCUCUUUGAGAUAGACGACAAAACAGGAGUGAUCAGGAGCAAGCGGCCACUGGACCGGGAGAAACACAACAGCUUCACACUUAAAGCUUUUGCGCUGUCGCCCAGUGGAGAGAGACUGGAGAAUCCCACCACCAUAGAGAUCAUGGUGCUGGAUCAGAAUGACAACAGACCCGCCUUCACCCAGAGCCAAUUUGUUGGAAGUGUCUCCGAGUUCUCAGUCCCAGGCACGUCCGUGAUGUCAGUUUCAGCCGCUGAUGCAGACGACCCGAUGACGGAAAACGCAGCUCUGAGCUACUCCAUCAUCAGCCAGGAGAGUAUCCCUGCGAACGCUGUCACCAAGACUAUGUUUGGUAUUAACAACGAGACAGGAGCCAUAUAUACGCGAGAUGUGGGCCUGGAUAGAGAGGUGGUGAAAAGUUUCCGAUUGAAACUGCAGGUGGCUGAUAUGGAGGGCAUGGGAUUAACAAGUGAAGGUGUCGCGAUCAUCCACGUCACUGACAUCAACAACCAUGCUCCACGGUUUAACCCCGCCUCGUACAGUAUGACUGCUGUGGAGAACAGGCACGACUACGAGAUCGGCCGGGUGAACGCGAGCGACAGAGACGACCGUGGAACAGGAAACUGGGAGGCCAGAUACUUCAUUUCCAACGACCCUGAGGGAAACUUUGCCAUCGCUACAGACCCUGAAACCAACCAGGGCGUUCUGUCAGUGGUGAAGCCCCUGGAUUUUGAGGCCCACAGUAAAUACGUCCUGAUUCUAACGGUGAGAAACCGCAACGCUCUGAGCAACAAGGCUCCAAACCUCCCAGCGAGCACGGCCUCGGUGGCGAUCACCGUCGUGAACGAGAACGAAGCUCCACAUUUCAGGGAGAACCCCGUACAGAUUGUGGUCCCUGAGUCUGUGGCUCCUGGUACGCUGCUGAAGAGCAACAUUGCCUUUGACCCUGAUCAUUCUGACCUGAGAUAUGAGAUUAUCAGAGAUCCAGAGAGAUGGCUGCACAUCGACAGCAAUACAGGGGACAUUUCAGCCAAGAGAACCUUUAACAUGAGAUCUCCACAUGUUAAGAACCACGUCUACAGUGCUGUCGUGAAGGUUACAGAUUCUGGAGGCGUGUCGACCACGGCGACCGUCGCCGUCACACUGAAGGAGACCAACGACUUCCCCCCUCAGCUGUUCCCUCGCAGCGGCUCCGUGUGCAGGACCGCAGACCGGGUGAAGUCCGGUCUGAUCGUGACUGCAGUGGAUGAAGACUUUCCUCCACACGCCGCACCCUUUUACUUUGACACGGCUGAUCACGUGUCCGUCAACUGGACGGUUGUUCAAAUCAAUGGUACUCACGCUGUGCUCCGGCCCCUCAUAGAGCUGGAGGAGGGAGAGUAUGUGGUCACGAUGCUGGUGUCAGACUCUGGCAGCCCAGUCCUGAGCGCUUAUGCUCAGGUCAAUGUCACCGUGUGUGUCUGCGACUCCUACGGAGACUGCAGGUCUGAGGCUGGCGCGGUCUUAGGCUCCAGUGUGGGUAUCAGCUUCAUCGCACUCAUGAUCAUCACGGCCAGUGUUGUACUCCUGCUGUUGCUGCUCCUCCUGGCUGUGGCGGUGACCACCUGCGGGAGACGCCACCACAUCAAGAAAAGAACAGGUCUCCUCAUCGGGGAGUCGGAAGACGACAUCCGCGACAACGUCAUCAACUAUGACGAGCAGGGAGGGGGCGAGGAGGAUGAGAACGCCUUUAACAUCGAUAUGCUGUGGAAUCCCCUCGACACGCCUUCAACGCCGGGUUCCUACUGCCCAGCGUCGCGUGUUCCUCGGGGCAAGCAGCCGCUGAGGAGGGACGCGCCGCAGAACCUGCCCUCGCCCAUUUACCCCAGGAGGCCUCCUGCAGAUCCCACUGACAUCGAGGACUACAUCAACGACGGCCUCGAGGCAGCAGACAACGACCCCAACGUGCCGCCGUACGACACCGCGCUGAUCUAUGACUACGAGGGAGAGGGUUCUCUGGCAGGAAGCCUCAGCUCCAUCGCCUCCAGCAGCUCCGACGGAGACCAGGACUACGACUAUCUCAACAACUGGGGACCACGCUUUCAGAAACUGGCCAACAUGUAUGACCCACGCUGAGGAGCACGGAAGAUGAAAUGUCAUACAA
Messenger RNA from Solea solea (common sole), 3652 nucleotides. RefSeq names its product cadherin 15, type 1, M-cadherin (myotubule) (gene cdh15). The record is from RefSeq and is a predicted model, not a curated record. NCBI's taxonomy places the organism in Eukaryota, Metazoa, Chordata, Actinopteri, Pleuronectiformes, Soleidae. The transcript has 18 exons. Gene Ontology annotation, molecular function: cadherin binding; calcium ion binding. Gene Ontology annotation, cellular component: adherens junction; plasma membrane; catenin complex. Gene Ontology annotation, biological process: cell-cell junction assembly; adherens junction organization; calcium-dependent cell-cell adhesion. Bases 1069 to 3624 code for a protein of 851 amino acids.